AGUUACGCAUACGCUCAAUACAUCUACGGCUUGAUGGGCUUCAUAUGUCUGCUGCGUUCUGCCGAGGGGUUGCGUGUAUGAUAUAUACCAUUCUUGCACUAGUAGUACAAAAGAGCUCUCAGUUCGACAGUCGCAAAUCACCCUGACAGGAUAAUCAGUAAAGUCUCAAGUAAUUCUUCGACGCCUCAACAGCAACAUGUCUUCCGCUACUCAUCUGCCCGUCCUUAUUGUCGGCGCAGGCCCGACAGGGCUGACACUCGCCUUGACGCUUGCACAGAACGGAAUACCCUUCCGGAUCAUCGAGAAGGAGAUCAACUUCCACGUCGGUCAGCGCGGCGCCGGCAUCCAGCCCAGGACCCUUGAGGUGUACAACUUGCUGGGUGUCUUGCCCGACAUUUUGCAGCAAGGGAUCCCAUUCGCUAAGUUACAACUAUACAAGCUUCCGGGCGGUGUGGAGAUAGAGAAGGCCUUCUGGAUGAUCCCUCCGCUCGUGCCUUCUCCUUCGAAGCCAUACAUCAAUGCCUGGCUGCUUGGCCAGGCACACGGAGAGGCGAUUUUACGCUCGCACCUGGAGAAAUUCGGCUACCACGUUGAACUUGGCACUGAACUAAGAAGCCUUGAGCAGAAUGCCGAUUACGUUACCGCGCAUAUAGCGAAGAGAGACGGGGACCAUGAGACGGUGGAAACCGUUACUUGCCGCUGGCUGGUUGGGGCUGACGGCGGAAAAGGCAUCGUGCGCAAGCAACUAGGUCUGACAUUCCUUGGGGAAUCACUCUCGGCUGAGAUGAUUAUCGGUGACGUCGAAGUGAAGGGUAUAGAUAAUAACCACUGGCACAUAUGGGGCAGUACAGAUACGACAUUGCUGAUACUACGUCCGACUGAGGAUGAAAACCUGUUUUUCUUCGCCAUCUCCGGCAAAAUAGACUAUGCAAAUAUCAUGAUGGACGAUCACGAGCUCUUUGAUGCAAUUCGAAAGGCCAGCGACAGGAAGGAGUUGGAAUUUGGUGCAGUGCCAUGGAAGUCGGACUACAGGCCCAAUGUGCGGAUGGUGAACAAAUUCAGUGAAGGGCGAGUGUUCGUGGCAGGAGACGCAGCGCACGUACACAGUCCGGCAGGCGGUCAGGGGUUGAAUUCAGGUGUCCAAGACGCGCUCAACCUCGCAUGGAAGCUCUCACUCGUCGAGAAGGGGCUCGCCUCGCCCUCGCUCCUCUCCACCUACAACGAAGAGCGCCUGCCAGUCAUCAAAGCGAUGCUUGAGGAGACGACAGCGAUCUUCCACUCGGUGCUCGCGCGGACGGCCAACGGUAUGAACAACGAGGCCGGGUGGAACCGUGGAGAGCACAUGCGCCAGCUUGGCGUGAACUACCGCUGGAGCUCGAUCGUCCGCGACGAGCGUGCUCCGGUGGGCGCGACGGAGCCCAUGGAUCCAUAUGGAAUCAACAGUGGCGACGUGCCGAGGGCGGGAGACAGAGCGCCUGAUGCCCCGGGUUUGGUCAACGUCAAGAGCACCGAUGCGUCUGAGCAGCCGACUUCCCUCUUCCGCAUUUUCUCGACGACUCGCCAUACCAUAUUGGUAUUCUCUCCCGAUAGCGCGCACGCCGGACCCGCACUGGAGGCUUUAACGUCGUAUCCUGCGGACGCGAUACAAUCCGUGGUGAUCUACCUACAGGAUGCUUCGAGCACCCCGCACGUCGAUGGCGCGAACCUGUCGCUGGUCGACCGUGACGGGCACGCGUAUUCCGGCUACGCCGUCGAGAAGGGUGGCUUGACGAUUGUCAUUGUUAGGCCCGAUGGUGUUAUCGGAGCGAUUGCUCGUGGGGUCGAUGGAUUGAAGGCGUACUUCCGUGGUAUUUUCACUGCAUCGGCUUGAUGUUGGUAUGGAGGCCACACAGUUUGUUUGUCGGUGGAUGCCUUGUGGUAGUCGUACUGAAGGACGAAAUGUUGGAUGUAUUUAGUUCAGCUGUCUGUACCUGCAAAAUGAAGUACAUUUGCCAUGUCGA
Laetiporus sulphureus 93-53 is the source of this 2000-nucleotide messenger RNA. RefSeq names its product monooxygenase. The coding region runs from base 197 to 1870 and encodes 557 amino acids. Lineage: Eukaryota; Fungi; Basidiomycota; Agaricomycetes; Polyporales; Laetiporaceae. The transcript is spliced from 11 exons. The record is from RefSeq and is a predicted model, not a curated record. Gene Ontology annotation, molecular function: FAD binding.